Paramecium sonneborni is the source of this 410-nucleotide messenger RNA. NCBI's taxonomy places the organism in Eukaryota, Ciliophora, Oligohymenophorea, Peniculida, Parameciidae. The record is from the annotation of a GenBank genome assembly.
AAAUGACUUCUAAUUUUAGUGAGCCCUUUAUUGUUUUAAAAAAUUAUAGACAAUAAUAAUAAGAAGCAAAAAAAGAAUAAACCAAAAUAAAAUCAUAAGUAAAACCAAAAGAACCAUAACCAAAGGAAAUAUAAAAAAAGAUUAAGAAACAAACUAAAAUAAGUUAAAUUCAACAACAAUAAUAACCUAUUGCUUAAAAAAUAGAUCCAAAUCUCUUCUCUAAACUUUUGUAAUAACAUUAAUAACAAUAACUUAUGUUUUAAUAAUUAUUAUAAAAUCCUCAGAUUAAUGUCCAAGAUGAUGAUUUAGACUAAUAUUCUCCAGUUUAUUUAUAUGGAAUUCCUAAGACUCCAUAAAAUAUAUCUCUCCCAAGAGGUUCAAUUAGAGAUGAAGAUGAAUUCAAAAUUUGA